AAUUCACAAAUUUUCCUUUCACAAGUUCCACUUCGACAUAACUUCAUGGGAAACACUCGGUUCAUUCUGGCUCUUAUGUUGGUGGUGUUGCUGCCUAAUUUUGGGGUUUCAUUCUCUAUCAAAUCCACAACAACCAACAUCAGCACAGACCAGUUGGCUCUUCUUGCACUAAAAGCCCGAGUCAACAGUGAUCUUCUGGCAACCAACUGGUCAACUGCUACCUGUAUUUGCAAUUGGGUUGGUGUCACUUGCGGAUCUCGACACCACAGAGUCAUUGCUUUGGAUCUAUUUGGCAUGAAUGUCUCUGGAACCAUACCACCAGACAUGGGAAAUCUGUCUUUCAUUGCUUUCCUCAACAUUGGAAACGACAGCUUUUACGGUUCGAUGCCUAUCGAGUUGGCUAAUUUGCGUCGGUUGAGAUAUCUUCUUUUGCCUAACAACAAUUUCAACGGGGAAAUCCCAUCCUGGUUUGGUUCCUUCUCUAAACUUCAAAACUUGAGUUUAGCCGGUAAUAACUUCCUGGGAGAUAUCCCAUCUUCUUUGUGCUCUUUGUCAAAACUAGAGUUCUUGAGCUUGUAUAACAACAAUCUGCAAGGACGUAUCCCUGUGGAAAUCGGAAAUCUUUCUAGCUUGAGAUUUUUAUAUUUGGACAGCAAUCAGCUUUCAGGCUCCAUACCUUCCUCAGUCUUCAGCAUAUCUUCAUUGCUAGAGAUUCGUCUUAGCUGCAAUCAGCUAAUUGGUUCCAUACCUUCCAUCCCACUCAACAUGUCUUCCUUGCAAAAAAUUGCUUUAACAUUUAAUAACCUUACUGGUCAUAUCUCGUCAGAUAUGUUUGAUCGUUUGCCUAAAUUAAAAGGGCUUUACAUGAGUUUUAACCUCCUUUCUGGUCUAAUUCCAAGGAGUUUAUUCAAGUGUCAAGAGUUAAAAAUUUUAUCCUUAUCUGAUAAUCAUUUCGAAGGAACUAUUCCGAAAGAAAUAGGAAAUUCGACUAUGCUCGAGCUUUUGUAUAUUGCAGGCAACAACCUCAAAGGUGAAAUUCCACAACAGAUUGGUAACUUAACAUUUCUGACAGAGCUUGAUUUUUCCAGUAAUAAAUUGACAGGUGAAAUUCCACAACAGAUUGGUAACCUAACACUUCUGACAGAGCUUGCUCUUGCCCUUAAUAAAUUGACAGGUAAAAUACCACUUGAGAUAGGCAACCUGCCAAAAUUAGAAAUUUUGGAUUUGGAACGUAAUAGUAUUUUCGGACAUAUCCCUCCUCAGAUCUUUAAUGGCUCAACUCUGCGGGCCAUUUCACUCAAUUCAAACCAUCUCUCAAGUCGUCUUCCAUGGAGCACGGGACUUUGGCUUCCAAAACUUGAAUGGCUUGCUAUUGAUUUUAAUGAGUUAAAUGGAACAAUACCUACCACCAUCUGUAAUGCCUCUAAGCUAAUGCACCUUGACUUGUCAUAUAAUUCAUUUUCCGGAUAUUUUCCCAAUGGCCUCGGAAAUCUAAGAGAUCUACAAUUUCUCAACUUACAGAAUAAUAAUUUAGCUCACUCACCUUCAUCUCCAGAAUUGAGCUUUCUCUCUUCUUUAGCUCAUUGCAAAGACUUGAGGCUCUUGUCUUUUUGUUUUAAUCCAUUGAUCGAUGCUGAACUUCCUAUCUCUAUAGGAAAUCUCUCUAUUUCUAUUCAAACAAUCGCUGCUUCGCACUGCAACAUUGGAGGAAACAUUCCAGGAGAGAUUGGCAACCUAAUCAACUUGAUCAACUUGUACAUACCUAACAAUGAAUUGAUUGGAUCUAUUCCCACCACAAUUGGAAGAUUAGAAAAGUUGCAAGGUCUCUUUCUUCAUGGCAAUAAGUUAGAAGGAUCUAUUCCAUCUGAGUUAUGCCAUCUGAAGAGUUUAGGUUUCUUGAAUCUUACAGGUAACCAAUUGUCUGGAUCAAUACCAACAUGCUUGGGUGAUAUCAUUUCUCUUAGAAAGCUAUUUGUUGACUCCAACAAGUUAAUUGGCUCAAUACCCUCGACCUUCACAAGGCUUGUGGAUAUCUUGCAACUAGACUUAUCUUCCAAUUUUCUUAGCGGGGAUCUCCCAAUUGACAUUGGAAAUUGGAAGGUUGUUACAAUGAUUGAUUUUUCCGAAAAUCAAUUUUCAAGUGAAAUUCCGAGUAGCAUUGGUGCUCUUGAAGACCUAACUUAUCUUUCUUUAUCCGGUAACAGAUUGAACGGGUCUAUACCUGAGUUAUUGGGUGGGCUGAUAGGACUGCAAUUUUUGGAUCUAUCAAGGAAUAAUUUCUCUGGAAUUAUUCCAAAGUCCUUGCAAAAACUCUUGCAUCUCGAGUUUUUGAAUGUCUCAUUUAAUAGAUUGCAGGGAGAAAUUCCUAAUGGAGGACCUUUUGCCAACUACUCAAUUCAAUCAUUCAUGGGGAAUGAAGCGCUAUGUGGUGCACCUCGACUACAACUCCCACCAUGAACAAGUAAUUCUGCUAAACAUUCAAGGAAAGCUAUUAAGCUUAUAGAAUUUAUUCUAUUGCCAGUUGGC
Theobroma cacao (cacao) is the source of this 2526-nucleotide messenger RNA. RefSeq lists its product as uncharacterized. NCBI's taxonomy places the organism in Eukaryota, Viridiplantae, Streptophyta, Magnoliopsida, Malvales, Malvaceae. The record is from RefSeq and is a predicted model, not a curated record. Gene Ontology annotation, molecular function: ATP binding; protein kinase activity; protein binding. Gene Ontology annotation, biological process: protein phosphorylation.